GGCAGACACCGGAAGAGGAAGCAGACUCUGCGCGUCGCGGCGGGAGAUUCGGAGGCUGCGGGGAGGCGGCUCCGGCUCGGCCGGAGGGGCCCGGAGCAUGGUGCAGAUCGUCGUCUCCAGGGAGGGUGCUGGAGGCCUGGCGGAGUGGGUGCUGGUGGAGCUGCAGGGCGAGGUUGAGCCCCGGCAGAGCGCUGGACUAGCGGGGAGCCUCCUGGGGGACCUGCACUACACCCGGGAGGGGGUCCCCGUGCUCAUCGUGGGCCACCACAUCCUCUACGGGAAGGUGGUGCAGCUGGAGAAGCCCUUUGCUGUCCUGGUGAAGAAGGGAGCUGGCGAGCCUGACCCCGCAGGAACACACACCCACUACACCGUCACCGCCCUCAUCAAAACCAAGCUCCUCUUCAAAACCCGCCCCAAGCCCAUCAUCACCAAUGUGCCCAAGAAAGUCUGAGGACUUGAGCCAGCAGGUGUGAGCUCUGUGCUGCAGCCAGGGCUCAGGGAGAUGCAGGGUCAGCCAUGGCCUUGUCCCUACCUCUGGCCAGCUCAGGAUGAUGGGUCCAGUGUCCCGGCACCCAGAGCCCUUCCUGGCUUGCUCUGGGGCACAAACCUAGCUGCUAUCCUGGGUGAGAUGGGUCCUGGUGGGUGGUGACCUCCUCUGAGCUUGGACAGGGCUGUCCUAUCCCAGGGGCUGCUCUCAGUGUCCAGUCUCAUCAGUUCCCGGUGAGCUGCCAGCUUUCCCUGUCCUCCUGCCUAUGGUGGGGACCCAUGGUGGUGCUAGCACAUGGACUGUUCUCCCUGCCACUAUAUGUCCCCCUCUAAAAGCACCCCUGGGCUCCCCCCCCAAGGUGUCACAGCAGACCAGGGCCACCAGCCUCUUCUCCACAUACUGCUUUUUUCUGUGUGCAAGUCUUUAUUUUGACAAAUCCGUCAGGAUAUAAAAACAGACUUUUCCAAAAUAUGAAAAAAAACCCGCAGGUUAAAAAAUAAAUAGAUUUACAAACAAUUAGCAAUAAGUAUGAAUACCAAAGAGCUACAAAAGUCUUCUAAAAAACCUCGUAUUAAAUUAAACAAAGCAAUCUAAA
Molecule: messenger RNA, 1082 nt
Organism: Calidris pugnax (ruff)
Lineage: Eukaryota; Metazoa; Chordata; Aves; Charadriiformes; Scolopacidae
Gene: CHTF8
Product: chromosome transmission fidelity factor 8
Exons: 4
Coding region: 98-451 (117 amino acids)
Biological process (GO): mitotic sister chromatid cohesion
Cellular component (GO): Ctf18 RFC-like complex
Source: RefSeq, a predicted model, not a curated record